This is a messenger RNA of Suillus bovinus, 666 nucleotides long. Its product is annotated as cytochrome c/c1 heme-lyase. The record is from RefSeq and is a predicted model, not a curated record. The transcript is spliced from 2 exons. Lineage: Eukaryota; Fungi; Basidiomycota; Agaricomycetes; Boletales; Suillaceae. Bases 1 to 666 code for a protein of 221 amino acids. Gene Ontology annotation, cellular component: mitochondrion. Gene Ontology annotation, molecular function: holocytochrome-c synthase activity. Gene Ontology annotation, biological process: cytochrome c-heme linkage.
AUGGCAGACAAAUGUCCGGUCGACCACGGUAGUCAUUCUUCUAACCAGACCUGUCCUGUCGACCACAAAUCUCGUACGACAUGGGCCUCUGUUUUUCCAGGGAGCAAUUCUAGACAUCCGGUCACACCAUCUUCGCUCUCGACCGAGCGCGAGGUGUCUUCGAUACCGCGAGUAGACAACGGUAAUUGGGUAUACCCGUCGGAAGCUCAGUUCUUUGCUGCCAUGGCACGCAAGAAUCACGAUCCGCAUGCCCCAGAUAUGAAGACCAUUAUUCCUAUUCACAACGCCGUAAAUGAACGCGCUUGGUCAGAACUGAUGAAAUGGGAAUCUGGGAGAGGUGGUGAAAAGUGUGGGGGAGUAAAGCUUGUAACCUUCAAGGGCAGACCUAAUGAUAUGACCCCAAAAGCUCGAUUAAUGACCUUGCUCGGGUACUCUGCUCCCUUCGAUCGUCACGACUGGGUGGUCGAACGAUGUGGAACCCGGAUCAGAUACGUGAUCGACUUCUAUACCGGACGGGGGGCAGGGCCCUCGUCAAAUAAUGUCUCUUUCUAUCUUGAUGUCCGGCCUGCCUUAGACAAUUGGGAAGGGGUGAAAAUGAGAGCCGAGAAUAUUUGGCAGGAUUGGUUUGGAAGUGUUCGUAGUAGCAACACCCCAUCUCAGUCAUGA